Molecule: messenger RNA, 447 nt
Organism: Cladophialophora yegresii CBS 114405
Lineage: Eukaryota; Fungi; Ascomycota; Eurotiomycetes; Chaetothyriales; Herpotrichiellaceae
Exons: 1
Coding region: 1-447 (148 amino acids)
Source: RefSeq, a predicted model, not a curated record
AUGCCCCACAACAGAAACCGUGCCGGACGCCGAGGAACCGAUUCCCGAGGUGCCAACUCCAAUCCGCAUCGUCAGUCGACCUCUGCGUCUGCAGUGUCCCGCGAUGGCGCCAAUGCCACUCAGAACAGAAGAGGAGGGAGAGGAUCCUCGAAUUUGAGCAAAUCUACAGACAACGUCCAGAAUGGUCCCACCGCACCUGCAGCCUCUCUUCCGCCACCAGAUGAUCAUGUGCCUAUGGCGGGGUUCAACGCCGGCGCUGUGGAGGCCCUGCUGAAGCAAGGAUACGAGCCCAAGACUUCUCUCUACAAGCCAGAGGCGAAGUCACAGACUCCGAGUCCAUCGAGCCCAUGGGGCGCGAAGCGUGAGUACACUGGCUACCCACCCGCUAUGAUGGCUAACGCCGUGGUCAGCUGGAUCCAUGGCAAAUGGGAAGGACUUCUGGCUUGA